Molecule: messenger RNA, 1923 nt
Organism: Quercus lobata
Lineage: Eukaryota; Viridiplantae; Streptophyta; Magnoliopsida; Fagales; Fagaceae
Exons: 10
Coding region: 1-1755 (584 amino acids)
Molecular function (GO): protein binding
Source: RefSeq, a predicted model, not a curated record
AUGGAUUUUGGAACAAUAUACAGCAAUCUUCAAAAUGGUUCGAAGUAUUUGAAUUCUGAGGAUGUAUAUAAGGAUGUACAACUCAUUUGGAGACAUUGGUGCAAGUAUAAUUACAAAGGUGAUUAUGUUUUGGAACUUAUGACAAGUGUGAAGAAGAAAUUCAUGAAGCACUGGAUAGCAGCUAAUUUGUACUGUGAACCAACUCAAAAGACCAAUGGACAUUCACUACCUCCUAUGCGGUAUGACACAAGGCGCAAAAAAUACGUGGCUAAAUAUCCAGAGGGCCACAUGAUUGGCGGACCCAACCAGUCCCAGCCCCAAUUGAUCAAAAACGAACCAUGUCACUCGCAGAAGCUGCCACAAAGCAUUAGCCAACCACAGGCCUCCCAACCACAGGCUGGCAGUGAUAUCGGUAGCAUAGCAAACUCACCACCUCAUGCAGGCUAUACAAAUGAUUGUGCAGGACAAUCUCACUUACCACCUCAUAGGGAUCAUGGCUUGAGGAGAAAAAAUUACAUGCUGAAUCAUCCGGUGGGUCCGAUGAUCAACAAACACUGCCAGCCUAAGCCACAGCAGCCCAUACUAAGUUUCAACCAGUCAUAUCAUUUACAGCAGCCGCAGCAGACGACUUGCCAAGCCCAGCCCUCCCAUCCUCAGGCUGACACUGGAGGACAAUCACCUACAAACUCUGUCAUGGGGUGCAGUAAUUAUAAGUCAAGUUGUCCAUCAGGUCCUGUGAUCAACAAUCCUGGUUCACAGCAGCAGAUUCAGGAGGCCCCAGAAUGCCACAACCAACCAUGCAAGUCAGUGUGCAAGCCUAGGAAAAAGAGGUGUCGAGGCCCUGCACGAUGCCGCUUCUUGUGGGACUUGUCUGAUGGUGAGCGAAUAGAUGUUUCAAUCAACAGAUUUGGGCAGCCCAUUGGCCGUGAGGCUGCCAAGCUCAGCAGUUUCAUGGGUACCAUAGCACGGAAUGGCUACAUUGCACCCCUUACUUAUGUCAGCUGGAAGGCUGUACCUUAUGCAGCCAAAGAGGAUAUGUGGCAGAUUGUCCAGUCAAGGUUCAACAUUGAUCCGAAGGGGAAAAGUUGGGUCAUUAAGUCUCUUGCAACAAAAUGGAGGAGCUUUAAGUCCUUAGUAAAGGCUAAAUAUGAGCAACUAAGGCACCGUGAUAGGAGGGUCCUUCCGCAUCAAUGGCCGAUCCUCAUAUCCCACUGGAACUCUGAAAGGGAAAAGGUGCGAACUGCUAUAAAUAAGGCUUGCCGCGCAAAGAUGAAGGAUGUGCAUACUUUAGGGAGGAAGAGCUAUGCGAGGUUACGUGAGGAGGAGAGGGAGAAGAGGCCAAAUGGGGAGGAGCCAACUAGGGAUGAGAUGUAUAUAUUAACCCACACACAUAAAGAUGGGAAACCUGUUAAUGAGGAAGCAGCAGCCAAAAUUUCAAAGCUCCGUGAAUUAGCAUCUCAGCAACCAAAGACCUCAAAUGACCGGGAUGAUAUCUUCUUUAAAGUCAUGGGACAAGAAAAACCUGGAUACGUGCGCACAUAUGGCUUGGUACCAAACCCCUCUGAUGUAUUGGGCUCAACAUCUAGCCUUACAGAGGCCAAGAUGGUAGCUACUGCAGAGAUGAGUAAGAUGGUGGAGAAAAUGGAGGCCAUGGAGCAAAGAUACACUUGCAUGGAAGCACAGAUAACUAAGAUGACAUCAUACAUGGAAAGAUUCCUCAAGAAGCAAGAUGAACAGAGUGGCAGUGAUGGUUGAAACAAAUGGAGCCAUUUAGCAAGCACUGUCUUACUGAAUUGAUUGGAACUUACUGGAUUUUGUUGAUAAUAAUGCUUGAGUUGUAAACAAGUUUCAUUAAUAUGGUUUUCUUUUAAGAUUAUGAUCAGAAUGUAAUGAAUAAGGUCCAUAUAUAAACUUCAUAACUGU